AAAUUAAUCACCAUUACAUACAAACAUCACAAUCGACUGACAUACAAAUCAGUAAUAUAAAGACAGAUGAUUGGAAAUCUAGAAUCCAUUCAACUCAAAUUUUUCUUACAUUUUAUUCUGCCAUUAGAAAUGUAGUCACCAAUCUCUUGGACAAAAUCAAUCAACAAGAUAAAAAACAAACGAACAAACAAACUAGGAAACAACCAUUAUGUAACAAACCACAACAUUAUUCAUAAUCAAUAAUAUUCAAAUAUAAAAUUCGCUCUCAAUCUAAUUCAUUUAAAGAAUUCAUGUUCAUUUAAACAAAAGUUUACAUGAAAAUAAAUAAGAAAUUGUUUAAAUUCUAUUUAAAUAAAACAUUCACAAUUAUAAAUAUUCAACAAUGAAAUAAAACGGUGUUUUAUUAUAAAAGUUUAUUCUAACAUGGACUGAUUUAAUUAUUUGAACUUUGAUUACAUUGAAUUGAUAUUUACCCUUUUUAUCUAUAAGCAUAUCCAUAUUAGAUAAUAAUAUUCAGUAAUAUGGUUCUAUCAUUACUAUUAUUAUUAUUAUUGUUAUUAAGACAAGUAAUGAUCGAUUACAUAAUUAAUCCUGUUAAUGAUGAUGAGGAAUAAUGAUAGUGAAAAAAUAGAAUGAUAAUAAUUAACCAUUAACUAUGAAAUCAUUAUGUAUAUUGUGUUUACUUAUUUCAUUAGUAUUCUGUAUGAAUAAUGUAAUAGAAGAUUCUACACAACAGUUACAAGUUCAAAAGUAUAAUAGAAGAGGAAGUCAACCGAACAUUUUCCAGUGCAUUACUUGUAAAAGUGGUACUGGGAAUGUUUUAGGUAUGAUUUUAAGUCCAUCAACAAACAAAUCGAUCAAUAAAAUAAUUGAAACACUUUGUAUGGAAACAGGUCCGUUUAAUACUUCCUGUAGAAUGUUUGCAAAUGAACUUUCAUCACAGGUCUUUUAUCUUUUCCGUCAUAUAGUACCACAAAAGUGGUGUGCUUUUCUCGGUUUCUGUUAUUACCCACCUAUUGUACCUGUUUGUAGAUGUUGUCUCAAUACUGGACAACUGAUAAAAUCAAUGUUAAUGUCGGAACCCUUUCGAUCAGAAUUAUACAAUAACACAUUAGCUAUAUGUGAUAAAUUACCCAAAUUAUCUAUCAUGUGCAAUGCACUUCUACAUGAUAUUUUCAUGGCUAUAACCUUAAGCUUCAGUGAACAAUUUGUAGUUUAUCGACUUUGUAAGAAUGGUGGAUUUUGCUGAAAGUUUCAAAAUGUCUAUAUGAAUAUCAGUUUCCAAACAAAAAAACAUUUAUAUUACAUGAUAUUCGCACAAAUUAAAUAUACUAUUGGAAUAUUCAAAUUCUUUUGUUUAUUAUCAAAAAUGAAUACAGGUUUGAACUCAAUCAAUAACUUAUAAUUGGUUAAGAAUAUACUAGUCAUUUGUGUAGUGCAUAGUUUCAUUCCUGAAUCUUUUUCAAUAGGAUCAUCUAUCAAGUCAUUAUUAUCAGUGCUAAUUGUUGGUUACAGAGAGUGAAAAUUUGGAAAAAUAUAUUCAAACUUUUAGUAAUCACCUACUUUUCUAGACACAAUGAAUCGGUAAACUAAUAUAACAUCCAUGACCUCGCCUCGCGUGAUUCGAACCCAGGACCUAUCGUGGAUGCGCACUGCUGAGGAGUCCCACAAUAGGACGAAACGACCGUCAAGUGUUUCCAGGUUUUCCAUGAUGGUCUAGUCUCAAUUGACUCAUAAUCUCAACUAUUGAAAUUAUUACAAUC
Schistosoma haematobium is the source of this 1763-nucleotide messenger RNA. RefSeq lists its product as uncharacterized. NCBI's taxonomy places the organism in Eukaryota, Metazoa, Platyhelminthes, Trematoda, Strigeidida, Schistosomatidae. The record is from RefSeq and is a predicted model, not a curated record. The coding region runs from base 656 to 1249 and encodes 197 amino acids. The transcript is spliced from 10 exons.